Molecule: messenger RNA, 3013 nt
Organism: Haliaeetus leucocephalus (bald eagle)
Lineage: Eukaryota; Metazoa; Chordata; Aves; Accipitriformes; Accipitridae
Gene: TAF4B
Product: TAF4b RNA polymerase II, TATA box binding protein (TBP)-associated factor, 105kDa
Exons: 18
Coding region: 1-2877 (958 amino acids)
Biological process (GO): transcription initiation at RNA polymerase II promoter; DNA-templated transcription
Cellular component (GO): transcription factor TFIID complex
Molecular function (GO): DNA binding; protein heterodimerization activity; RNA polymerase II general transcription initiation factor activity
Source: RefSeq, a predicted model, not a curated record
AUGUCGGGCCGCUACCGGGAGGGUCCGCCCCCGCCGCCCAGCUCACGCGCCCCGCGGAACCAGCCAGCGGCGGGAGGCGGCAGCGAUCCGGGAAGAACGCUGCGCGCGGGGGGGCGGGGGCGGCUGCCCAGCGGGACGGCCCAUCCCCGUCCCGCCGGGGAAGGGUUAAGGAGGACCGGCUGCUCCUCCCCCUUUCCCGCUGCGAGGGGGAGCCGCGUGAGGCCGCGGCCGCCGCGCGCCGCUCGGUCAAAACGACGGGACCCAGAGUCGGCGCUGCGCCGUUUGAACAUGACCUCCCCUUCUCACGCGACCUUCCUGGCUACCCCUUUCCCUCCGCGGCGUUGUGCGGCCGCUGGACGGGAUCUCGGUUUCGCCAGGUACAAGUUUGCAAAGUCUAAGACUGUUCUUACAAGGAUGAGAGUUUCAAAGGGCCUCAACACUAUUGAUGGCUUUAAUGUAGCUGCUAGAAAUGGCAAGUACGCGCCGCUUCGGCCUGUCGGCGACUUCAGCCCCGGUCCUGAGCUGACGGCGACACGGGCAACGUCCCACGCCUUGCUGCAGCCCCCCUUCUUCGUCAGGGAAGCCCGAGGACCCCGGCAGCGCCCGGGUGCCGCCGCAGGUCUGGCGCAGUCUGGGUGUUUUUCUCCACCAGGAGCUGUUCUUAUCAGAAGCAGUAAUGGCCAGCUAAUGCUGGUAUCUCAACAAGCAAUAGCACGAGCACAGAACCAGCCGCAAAAUAACACAAGCGUGAGACCAGCUGUACCUACCAGCACACCUGCAAUCAGAAUAUGUGCUGUACAGAACUCUGGCACCCAGUUACUAAAGAAAGUAGCAGCUGCUCCUGUGAAAACAUCUCAAACAACAAAUGCUGUGGCUUCUACUGUUCAGUCACCUACUGUAAUACGGCCAGCAGCUGCAACAGCUAGUGUUACUACAGUUACUGCUGUAAAGCCUUCGAGUACUGCAACACCUGUAAAACUUCCAGUUACAGGACCACCUGCACAAGCUAUCUCCCAAAAGGCAGUCUCUGUGAAAGCAGAGGGCACAACAGUAGCACAGACCAGCGCUUCUACAGAGAUGAUAGAGAAUGUGAAGAAAUGCAAGAAUUUUCUUGCUACACUAAUAAAACUGGCAUCUAGUGGACCUCAGGCCCCUGAGAUGGGGCAGAAUGUGAAGAAUCUGGUGCAAAAUCUUUUGGAAGCAAAAAUUGAACCAGAAGAAUUUACAAAAAAGCUAUAUAUAGAGCUCAAGUCGUCUCCACAACCGUAUUUAGUUCCUUUUCUCAAGAAAAGCAUGCUUGCCCUACGGCAGCUAAUGCCCAAUGCCCAGAGCUUUAUCCAGCAGUGUAUGCAGCAGCAAGUUCCAACCCAAGAAGCUGUUUUGACUUGUACCUCUGCAGCACCAGCUCCUUCGAUAGCAGUGGCAACCUCAGCUGGAGCAACAACUUCUAUUCCAGUUAUAAAACCAGUGUCUGCCUCUGUAACAGUCACAGCCCGUCCGGUUAUAAAACCAGUCCUUGCCAGCACAUCAGGUUCUGUGCAGACCGUGAAGCCUGUUUCUUCCUCUGCAGUGGUGACAGCAUCUCUUUGGCCUGCAGCUUCGGCCCUCACCACGACAACAGCAACAUCAGGGCAGGCUGCUGUCCAAACUGUCAAGCCGGUCUUCACCUCCGCAGUAGCGACGUCCUCUCUCCAGUCUGCAAAGCCAGUGCUGGUCUCUACAGCAGCAUCUUCAGCAAAAGCCCCUCUCCAGCCUUCUCUGAAACCAGCCAUUGGAACCCCAAUCAGUAUUAAAAUCUCACAGCCGAACUCCGUCGUUGCGCAGUCAGUGGGUACUCAGCAGGUGGUUAAAGUGAAACAGUUGGUGGUCCAACAACCAUCAGGAACCAUUGUAAAGCAAGUAUCCACGCUCCCGCAACCUUCAACACUGACCCUACAGACAUCUGCUGGGGAAAGGAUGCCGCUGAAUACACUUGUUCAAACUAACCAGUUUCCUGCAGGUUCCAUUCUGAAACAAAUUACCCUGCCAGGAAAUAAAAUUUUGUCGCUUCAAGCAUCUCCUGUUCAGAAAGCUAAAAUAAAAGAGAAUGGAGCAACAUCCUUCAGAGAUGAAGAUGACAUAAAUGAUGUGACUUCAAUGGCUGGAGUCAGUCUUAACGAGGAGAACGCGUGCAUUUUGGCAACAAACUCUGAGCUCAUUGGUACAGUGAUCCGUUCUUGUGCAGAUGAACCUUUUCUCUCCUCGGGAGCGCUUCAGAAGAUGAUCUUGAACAUAGGUAAAAGGCAUGACAUUAUGGAACUUAACUCUGAUGUUGUGAACUUGAUCUCCCACGCUACACAGGAGAGAUUACGAGGGCUCCUAGAAAAACUAACUGUAAUUGCUCAGCACAGAGUAUCAACCCACAAGGGGAGUGAUAGGUAUAUCGUAUCUAGUGACACCAGAGCACAGCUGAGGUUUCUUGAAAAGCUUGAUCACCUAGAAAAGCAGAGAAAGGAUGAAGAGGAACGGGAAAUGUUGCUUCGAGCAGCCAAGAGCCGUUCCAAUAAAGAAGAUCCAGAGCAACUGCGGUUAAAGCAGAAAGCGAAAGAGAUGCAACAGUUGGAGUUAGCACAAAUGCAACAAAAAGAAGCCAACCUCACAGCUUUGGCAGCCAUUGGACCAAGGAAGAAAAGACCAUUGGAUUCAUCAAACGUUGGAUCUGGGCUGGAGGGUUUGAAUGGCAAUGGAAUUGCUCCUGGAUCAUCAGGUUUUAGCCUUACGAAACAGCUGCUCUGUCCAAGAAUAACCCGCGUCUGUCUCAGGGACUUGAUAUUCUGCAUGGAACAAGAGAGGGAGAUGAAGCAUUCUCUAACCUUGUACCGUGCUCUUCUGAAAUGAUUUGAAUUUUACAUUUCACCUUGCUGUCUACUGCCAAAGAAAACACUGAAGCAUUGUUGCACUGUCUUGAAAUUCCAAUUUCUGGAAAAUGAUCCGUUGUAAGGAUAACUCUUGUUUACAGAUAAACAUUUUUAUU